Messenger RNA from Athene cunicularia (burrowing owl), 1992 nucleotides. It is a transcript of the gene TCTN3, whose product is annotated as tectonic family member 3. The transcript is spliced from 13 exons. Gene Ontology annotation, biological process: smoothened signaling pathway; cilium assembly. Lineage: Eukaryota; Metazoa; Chordata; Aves; Strigiformes; Strigidae. The annotation marks the transcript as partial. The record is from RefSeq and is a predicted model, not a curated record.
GCUGCCGGCUCGUCCCGCCUCGCCGGCGGCAGCAGGGCCGUGAGUCAAAUGUGUGUGGAAAAAUCGCUGAUGUUCAGAAGUAACACCCCUUACCCUACUGACACCAUUGCUGUGCCUGAUGGACAUGAUCUGUUCUGUGUGCAGCUGGAUGACUCAAAGCUGAACUAUUUCCAACAGCCGCAGGGUAUCAAAGAAUCUGAUUUUUCAAAGUUCACAGAGAAGUAUGCCAAACACUCUUUCUUAGCACCAUCAGAAGUCCAGCCAUCAUUCUCUGCCUUUUACCGGGCUGGAGAUCCAAUCCUAAUCUACUUUGAUUCAUUGUCUGUACUGAGCACGCUUAGACAGCCAGUAAAAAUGGGAGCCAGUGGACUUUGUGCUGAUGGAAAUCCUGCUGGCUUCCUGGACAGUAAAAGCACAAGCUGUACUCGGAUUUUUGCCAACUUGAGCAAGAGCUGCAUUACUGACCCUGUCCUGGAUGCUGCCUCCUACUACCGUGACUUCACUGUGCUAAAGGUCCCAAUUAAUGACACCAUAGUGCAGUCCAUGAAGGUAAAGGUCGCAGCAGUUGCACCUCCUGGAGCUCCCCACAUGAAAGACAACACAUGUAACAAUGUUGUUUCUGAGGUGAUCUACGAGAUAGAAUUCAGUGGCACACAUGGGAUUCAGAGUGUUUCUGUCCGGUUCAAAGUGAGCAACAUCUCUGGGAAUUCAGGAUCAUCUCUACAGCAGCACUUCACUUUGCACUUCUGGACCAGGACUCUUUCUCAUAUGUUGCCUAGAAGUGGAAACCCUGGCUACAUCACUGGAGCACCACUGUUGAUUGCAGACAGUGGUGCCAUGCAGCAUAUGAGCAUUUUGUGGAGUGAAGGUGAUGGAAGUUGCUCACAGUUCCACAGAUACACAGUACAGUUUGGAAGAAAUACGAGGACAGGCUGCAAGCUCAGCCUGUCACCAAUACUGGAAGAAAAUAACUGUAAUUACAUCCAGCAGAAGUUGUACCAUGCUCUUCAGGGAAUGAAAAAAGCGGAGGACCUUGCUAUAACUGGCAGUGCUCACUCAACCCGGGCAGAAGAGUGGACAACCAUUCUGAUUCAGAACUGCAGCGUGCAGGUUGUGAAUUGCACUUCUUGUUGCAUGGUUCCUGUGACCCUGGAGAUACAGAUAUUGUGGUCUAAGGUGGGCCUUCUGUCCAACCCACAAGCUCAAAUACUGGGUGCACGGUACCUUUAUCAGUGUCAGCCCCUGAAGUUCCUAAACACAAGCGUGGUACCUUUAACAACUGUUGUCACCUUCACUGACAUGACAGAAUGGCCCGAACCUCCACGAGGCCAGCCCCAAGUGCACUGGAAACUCCCAUUUGACAUCUUUUUCCCAUUCAAAGUGGCAGUUAAUUUGGAAAGAAGUUACAGAGAUGAUCUGGCUGCCUGUUUUUUGUUGAUUCUAAUAAUAUCUAGUAUUCUCUGCUUUUGAAAAGUCAAAUAGAUGGGGGCCUGUACUUAAAGUUUGGUAAGUUGAUAGAUCUUACUUACAGAUCAUAGACUUAGACACAUAGACACAUAGAUCAUAGAUCUAGACAAAGCCACAUGACCAGCUUUUGUCCUGUGUCCUGUCAUGCCUCUGUUCUCCGUAUGCACUGUCUGCAAACCUCACUGCAGUGAAACACUUGAGGGAUGGAGGGAUCAAGAGACGGUGCGUUAAUGAGGAACAAGGAUGUUAAAAGGAACAUUACAUGUUUCCGGAAACUGAAUGUUUUUUCUAAACCAAGGAGUAUGGAGAGAGGAGCAAGGUUCAUUCAGUCAUCUUGCUGCUGGAGAAGCACCUCAUUUUUCUACCUGAACUAACUGACCACUUAAAAUAUAGGAGCCGUCCCAGGCAGCCUGAAUUACAUGUCUGCCAGUCACCUUUAACCUGUCAGUGUUACGUGACAACCAUCUCUGUGACAGUUUUUGACUCUUAUUUUUCAUGUCUUUUCAAAUACAGAUAUUACAUUGA